AAAAGUCCAGGUCCAUGGACUCUGUAGGCUCCCCCUCAAGCCCUUGCUACUGGAGGCUAGUCCUCAUGGCAGCCAUAGGGCAUGCAAGUGGAUGUUGCCCACUCUCACUGAAGACUGCACCCCCUGUUUCCUAACUUGCUAGACCUAGGCCAAGAAGAUGUUAGAAAAGACAACAGUGUAUAACUCCUAUGUUUAUUAGUCCACCUUCCUCCCCUUGCAAAGGAAAAGAAAGGAGAAAGCACACAAGGGCCUAAGUGUCCAUUAAACUAGCGUUUGAAUGGUCAAAGUUUGUGAGAAAAUGAAGGCAUCCUUAAGGAGGUCAAGAAACACAGUUAAGUGGAGACUCCUGACUUAGCAGCUUACUAAGCCCUAUGCACUGAACUCAGUGCCCAAAGGUGGUGAUGAUGCUGCACAUGGAAAUGAUUCCGAAAUCGACUCAUUAGGCUGCUUUCAACAGUACAGAAAACUGUGCAGUACUAACACAUUAGUAACACGUUUUCUGUCCCUGACUAACACUGUUUUCAUUUUUCAAAAAGUAGUGUAGUUUUUACUGUGCAAUGCGAGCUUUUACCCAAGAGUCUGAAAUGUCCCAGGGAAAUGCUUUACUACUAAUCUGUGUUGCCAGCUCCAGGAAUAGUAUUUAUACUGCAAAGUGAAAGUGAAAAUUGUUUCAUUGUUAUGCAAUAGGUUAUUUUCAAACUUAUGGCUAUAGACAAUUGAGGAUUUUACUCAAGUUUUUGACAAAUUUCACCCAAAAAAGUGGGGACUAAGGGGAAAUAAAAAUAUAUGGAUUUUUAGACAUUCAAGGAUUUAGUUAUUCUGAUCACAGAAAUAGUUUGUCCUGUGUAUUUUAUCUCCUUGUUCUCAGAGCAUGCUAAACUAACAGUCGAGAAGACGGUUUUAAAUCAUCAGAACAAGGUCAGGACAGGAGAGGGAUGAACAGGACUUGGACAGGACAGGCCUGCCGAUGUUUGGAGUGAGCAGGUUGCUAGAGGAAGUUCUCAGUGUCCGUAGAGGGAAGAAGAGCCCAGAAAGGGCCACAGAUGCAGUCUUGGAGGGACAAGUCCCUCAGAGUCAGGGGUGAAUUCAGGACGAGGGAAGGAGAGGAAAUGCUCAAAUGUCAUCAGACUUCUCAAUAGCAAAGCUGAUGGCUGUAAACAGUUAGGCAAAGGCUCCAAGAUUCAAAUGUAAAAACCACAUCCAGCCUAUUAUAGACCUUGCUAAAGUGUCCGUGGAAUGGAAGUACAAUGACCAUGCCAGAAAAUCAGGGAAUUGAAUUAGCUGUUUGGACAGUGCGUGGCAGCAGAGUGAGGGAGUGACACAGGACGCAGCAAGCUCUUGGGGCCCAGGACAGACGAUACUGGUGAAGGGGGUUAAGCUGUGCAGCCCUUAGAGCACAAGCAGCUACAGUGGAGUAUUGUGGAUAACGUGGUCUAUGAGCACCAGACGGUGUAACACAUUUGCAAAAUGCAAGAGAAGAACAGUGUGCUGAGCCCAGGUGAAUGCCUCCAAGUGCCAGUGUGUCUCGGAAGGGUCAAGUGCAUGGAAACUUUCAAGAUGGCCUUUACUGCACGAUCCAUUUGGGUUGUGAGGGGAAGUGUGUCUCCCAGUUUGUUACUGGUGUGCCCAAUAGCAUUAGCUGGGUUUUUCACUCAGGUCUGUCGCUCCAGCUGCACUCACAGCCCUUCUAUCAACAGAAGCCAGGAGGUGAGCGAUAUGUCCCUGGACUAGAGAUGUUGAGCACAGCCUAUAAGGACCCUUUGUUGCCAGAGAGCCAGGAUGUGUGAGUCCAAAAGCUCAGGGCAAAGUAACCAGUUUAAAGAGAUCCUCACUAGACAAAAAGGGACAUUUCUGAGCAUCAAGAAUAAAAGCAAAAACAAAAACACCAGUUAGCUGAAAUACUUGGAGUGUGCAAGUUCAAGGGUUGAAACCUCCGUCUAUACCGUCAGCACGCUUUCCAUUCUGACAACAGCUCUAAGAGGCAGAGUGCAUGCUGUGUCUCCUCACAGGCCCUAGAGGUAGGUUCCCUUCCCCUGCCGGUAGGCGCUUGCUUUCCCCUUUUCGUGUUCUACCUGCUCUCACACCCUGUUCAGGGGAGUCAUCGGAAGCCUCUGAGAACGCCCAGGCUGUCAGGCUGCAGAAACGGGACUUUGGUAACUGUCUGUGGGUGACGUCAGAGCAGGCAGGCCCUGCUCCUGCAGUCUCCUGCUUCCAGCCUCCUCUGCUGCAUCUGUAGAUUCGUAGGCUGGUGACUCUACUGCUGCCUCUUGGCCUCUCACAUGACCCCUGGCUCUUCAUGUAAGGAAUGACUUCUUGUACAGUAGAAGGACAAGGCUCAUCAUCAUGGAUCCUCUGCUGGAAGCCAAUGGCACCUUCGCCUUAAACCUUUUGAAAAUACUGGGUGAAGACAGCUCAAAAAAUGUAUUUUUCUCACCCAUGAGCAUCUCCUCGGCCCUGGCCAUGGUCUGCAUAGGGGCAAAGGGAAACACUGCAAGCCAGAUGAUUCAGGCACUCUCUUUGGAUAAAUGCAGCGGCAGUGGAGGUGGAGAUGUCCACCAGGGCUUCCAGGCACUUCUCACAGAACUGAAUAAGACCGGAACACAGUACUUGCUCAAAACAGCCAACAGGCUCUUCGGUGAAAAGACUUUUGAUAUUUUAGCAUCUUUUAAAGAUUCCUGCCACAAGUUCUACGAAGCAGAGAUGGAAGAGCUGGACUUUCAGGGAGAUACAGAGCAGUCCCGACAGCACAUCAACACCUGGGUGGCCAAAAAGACAGAAGAUAAAAUUACAGAGUUGCUGUGUCCAGGUGCAGUGAAUUCAGACGCUCUGCUGGUGCUUGUGAAUGCCAUCUACUUCAAAGGAAACUGGGAGAAGCAGUUUAACAAAGAGGACACCCGAGAGAUGCCUUUCAAAGUCACCAUGAAUGAGGAGAAACCUGUGCAAAUGAUGUUUCAGAAGUCUACCUUUAACAUGACCUAUGUGGAGGAGAUAUCCACCACGAUUCUGUUGCUUCCCUAUGCUGGCAAUGAGCUGAACAUGAUCAUCAUGCUUCCAGAUGAGCACGUUGAACUGAGAACGGUGGAAAAGGAAAUAACUUACGAGAAAUUCAUAGAGUGGACAAGGCUGGACAAGAUGGACGAAGAAGAGGUGGAGGUUUUCCUCCCACGGUUUAAACUGGAGGAGAAUUAUGACAUGAAGGAAUUCCUGUGCAAGCUGGGCAUGACUGAUGCCUUUGACAACAGGGCAGACUUUUCUGGAAUAGCAUCUAAAGAAGGCUUGUUUCUGUCCAAGGUCCUUCACAAGUCCUUUGUGGAGGUCAACGAGGAGGGCACCGAGGCUGCAGCUGCCACCGCCGCCAAUGUAUAUUUUAGGUGUAUGUCCUCCUACUUCUGUGCCAACCACCCCUUCCUUUUCUUCAUCCAGCACUGCAAGACCAAGGGGCUGGUGUUCUGUGGCCGGUUCUCCUCUCCCUGAGAAAGGAUUCUGCUGGGUCAGCCACGGCCUUUGCCCAUUCCCCCUCCCAUGAUCUGUGAUUUAUCUGUGGAUUAAUAAAUGUUGUGACAAGUCUG
Messenger RNA from Peromyscus californicus insignis, 3569 nucleotides. RefSeq names its product serpin B6-like. The record is from RefSeq and is a predicted model, not a curated record. Gene Ontology annotation, cellular component: cytoplasm. Gene Ontology annotation, biological process: negative regulation of endopeptidase activity. The transcript has 7 exons. Lineage: Eukaryota; Metazoa; Chordata; Mammalia; Rodentia; Cricetidae. Bases 2344 to 3474 code for a protein of 376 amino acids. Gene Ontology annotation, molecular function: serine-type endopeptidase inhibitor activity.